This is a messenger RNA of Xylona heveae TC161, 609 nucleotides long. RefSeq lists its product as hypothetical. The record is from RefSeq and is a predicted model, not a curated record. Gene Ontology annotation, molecular function: inositol diphosphate tetrakisphosphate diphosphatase activity; phosphatase activity. NCBI's taxonomy places the organism in Eukaryota, Fungi, Ascomycota, Xylonomycetes, Xylonales, Xylonaceae. Gene Ontology annotation, biological process: protein dephosphorylation. Bases 1 to 609 code for a protein of 202 amino acids. The transcript has 3 exons. Gene Ontology annotation, cellular component: cytoplasm.
AUGAGAGUCUUUAACCCACCAGAUAACUUUGCGGCCGUGACACCGGGGAUAUACAGGAGUAGUUUUCCCAAGGCCGAGAACUUUGAGCAUCUGAAAAGCCUCGGUCUUCGGAGUAUAUUGACACUCGUGCCAGAACCCUAUCCCGAGGCCAAUAUACAAUUUCUGGAGGAGAAUAAUAUCAAGCACUUUCAAAUUCCUAUGCCCGGAAAUAAGGAGCCUUUUGUCAAUAUUCCUCCUCAUGACAUUGCAGCGGCACUCAGCGUUGUCUUGGAUCGUCGAAAUCACCCCAUCCUUAUACACUGCAACAAAGGAAAGCACCGAACUGGCUGCGUGGUAGGCUGCUUUCGCAAGAUACAGCAGUGGGCUCUAGCAUCUAUUUUCGUCGAGUAUCGCGACCAUGCUGGCGCAAAAGCACGUCUGCUCGACGAACGGUUUAUCGAGCUUUUUGAUGAAAGAUGUCUUGUCCGCUUUGCACGAGAAAACGGAUUUAUCCCGCAGCUUCCAGCAAAUCCCUCACCUCCUAUCACGGGCACUGGAGCUGGUGAAGUUCUCGCAGCUUCAGAGUUCCUCACCCAACGCACCAGCGGGGCCGCUCUCAUUGGGGUCUGA